UAUGAUAAACAGUCUCAUAGUAGUACCCACUCAAAAGUGAUUUUUACAAAAACAAGAACAAGAAAAGCAGAGGAAGAAGAGAGAGCAUUUCUUUAUUUCUUUCUUAUAAUUUUUUUUUUCUCUUCUUUCUUAGAGAACAGAGAGAACCAUCCAAAGACAAAGACGGCUUUUAAUCUCUGCUUUGCUUGUGAAGUUGGCUUCGUUUUCUGUAUAAUCCCAUCUCCCAUCCACACCACGACGAAAAACCAACAGAGAAACUACAACUUUUUCCCCCCCCCCCAUAUAAAAAUCAUAAAUUUAUUACUAUUUUUCUUUGGGUCCUUGUUGUUUCAACCCCUUGCUUCCUUGUUUCGAUCGGAUCUGAAGCUCUUCAGUGAAACCCAAAAGAUACGGAGCAGACCCUCAAAGUUAUUUCACUUUCUCUGUGAGGUGUUUGGGUCUCUCUCUGUCAUUGUACCCACCAGCCAUGCAAGAUUGCUUGCUCUCCUCUGCUCUCUCUCCCCUCUGAUCAGUUGGAAUUUGCAGUGGCAGUGUGAAAGCUAUGGAGUCACUGGCUGAUGGGGUUGAUUCUUUAUCGAAGACUUGUCAUUCUGCACCAGAUGUAGGCAACAACCCUCCUUCCACAACUGGUACUCCUCGUCCUUCGCAGCCUCCAUCUCCAAAACAAUCUAGAAGUGAAGGGUUUUUGUCCCCAUCCAGUGUGACUGCUCAUACUUAUGGCUUGAAAACAGUUGGCUAUCCAAAUGGUUCUGUAAUUAAUCAAAAGAAUCCCAACAAGACAGCUAACCGUACCAUGCAGCAGGAAGAGUUUCUGAGUAUGGGAAAACAUUGCAACAGUUCAAACGGAGGAAAACUUGAACAUGGAGGCCCAAAUGAUGUUCUUCACAAACCACCCAAAACUUCUUAUCUGAACAAGGUUUCUGUACUAGAAGCAAAAUCAAGCAUGAAGAAUCCUGUUGAUGGUAGUGAUUCGAGUAGAUUUCUGGAAUCUAGAAAUCAUGUUUUAGGUCCAUGUAAAGGAGUUUCUGGGCAGAAAAAUAGCCACUUAAUUUCUCACCCAGCAGCAACCUUUUGUGCAAGCCCUCAGAACAGUUUGUAUUCUGCCUCUCUAUAUUGUGAAGCCAAACAGAGUUUCACCAACACAGAAGUCAGCGAAUGUACAAGCAGCAUUGAGAAGUCUGGUGAAAGUGGUGAAGUUAGUAAUUCCUGUGAGCUUAUUGAGAGCAGCAAGAACAGCAUCUAUAGAGGCAGUACUGGCAGUGAUGUUAGUGACGAGAGCAGCACCAGUAGUUUGAGUAAUUCCAUGUACAAGCCCCACAAGGCAAAUGAUACAAGAUGGGAAGCAAUGCAAGCUGUCCGAUCUCAUGAUGGGAUGCUGGGUAUUAAUCAUUUCAAGUUGUUGAGAAGACUGGGAUGUGGAGAUAUAGGCAGUGUUUAUUUAUCUGAACUGGCCGGCACUAAAACUUAUUUUGCCAUGAAGGUUAUGGAUAAAGCAGCACUGGCAAGUAGGAAAAAGCUUCUUAGGGCUCAGACAGAAAGAGAGAUACUGCAAUCUCUGGAUCAUCCUUUUCUGCCCACAUUGUAUACACACUUUGAGACAGAUAAGUUCUCUUGCUUGGUGAUGGAGUUUUGCCCUGGGGGUGAUCUGCAUGCACUCAGGCAAAAACAACCUGGGAAGCAUUUUCCAGAGCAUGCUGCCAGGUUUUAUGUGGCUGAAGUUCUCCUUGCUUUGGAGUAUUUGCAUAUGCUCGGGAUCAUUUACAGAGACCUCAAACCAGAGAAUGUUUUGGUGAGGGAAGAUGGACAUAUAAUGCUUUCAGAUUUUGACCUUUCUUUAAGAUGUGCUGUUUCGCCCACCCUUGUAAGAUUUUCAAACUCAAGCUUGGAGACAAAGAAAUCUGCAUACUGCGUUCAGCCUGCUUGCAUUGAACCAGCUUGUGUAAUGCAACCAGAUUGCAUUACACCGACAUGUUUUGCUCCUCGCUUUUUAUCAGGCAAGCCCAAGAAGGAUAAAAAGAGCAAAGUGAAGAAUGAUAUACACAAUCAAGUAAGCCCUCUCCCUGAGCUCAUUGCAGAACCCACGAGUGCUAGAUCGAUGUCCUUUGUGGGAACACAUGAGUACUUGGCGCCUGAAAUUAUUAAAGGUGAAGGCCACGGCAGUGCUGUGGAUUGGUGGACAUUCGGGAUCUUUCUCUAUGAACUUUUGUUUGGAAAAACUCCAUUCAAGGGGGCAGGGAACCGGGCUACUUUGUUUAAUGUGGUUGGGCAGCCUUUAAGAUUUCCAGAGUCACCUUCUGUCAGCUUUGCAGCAAGGGACCUGAUCAGAGGUUUACUUGUGAAAGAGCCACAGCAUCGUCUUGCGUAUAGGCGAGGGGCUACAGAAGUUAAACAGCAUCCAUUUUUUCAAAGCGUGAAUUGGGCACUAAUUCGCUGUACAACUCCACCCCAGGUGCCAAAGCACUACAUAUUGGAAAGUCCUGAUGCGCCAAAGCCACCAAUAAACGGGAAGGUGCCGGGUGUUGACUUGAAGCCUUCUGGUAAUUAUUUAGAGAUUGAUUUCUUUUGAUUCUUAGCCUUGUUUUCCUUGGAUGAACAAAGUCUCCAACUGAUUCGUGUGGGCGCUGCAGUGGUUCCUUUCCAUUGCAAGGAAUACAACUUGGUAGUUCCUUUGAUAGGAACAUGUAACUGCACCAUUAUGAUAACAGCAUUGAGAAAAUGCAAAUGCAUUGAAAAUGAGGAAUGAAAUUGCUGAUCUUUCUUUUUCUGCAAUCGUACUUUGAUGUUUAUGAAUGCUUGCUUUUUUUUUUCCCU
This is a messenger RNA of Prunus mume (Japanese apricot), 2811 nucleotides long. RefSeq names its product protein kinase PVPK-1. Lineage: Eukaryota; Viridiplantae; Streptophyta; Magnoliopsida; Rosales; Rosaceae. Gene Ontology annotation, molecular function: protein kinase activity; ATP binding. The record is from RefSeq and is a predicted model, not a curated record. Gene Ontology annotation, biological process: protein phosphorylation.